Messenger RNA from Perognathus longimembris pacificus (Pacific pocket mouse), 2081 nucleotides. It is a transcript of the gene Tigd2, whose product is annotated as tigger transposable element derived 2. Bases 166 to 1743 code for a protein of 525 amino acids. NCBI's taxonomy places the organism in Eukaryota, Metazoa, Chordata, Mammalia, Rodentia, Heteromyidae. The record is from RefSeq and is a predicted model, not a curated record. The transcript is spliced from 2 exons. Gene Ontology annotation, cellular component: nucleus. Gene Ontology annotation, molecular function: DNA binding.
GGGUGGAAAAAUUAAGUACAGUAAGAUGGUUUCGGAGACCCUGGCAGCUUCGCACAGGUUCGGCUUCUAACUUCGUUAGGCUGCAUUUCAUGAAAAGACCUUAAACUAAGUCAGAAGGAAGAGAGAAAGAAGGGAAGUAGUUGCCUAAAAUUUUAGACAUUUAAAAUGUUGGGGAAACGGAAACGUGUGGUGUUGACGAUUAAGGACAAGCUUGACAUUAUUAAGAAACUUGAGGAAGGCAUCUCUUUCAAGAAACUUUCCGUGGUGUAUGGAAUUGGUGAAUCCACAGUUCGUGAUAUCAAAAAGAACAAAGAGAGGAUCAUAAACUACGCUAACAGUUCUCAUCCUACCAGUGGGAUAUCCAAACGUAAGUCUAUGAAGUCAUCAACCUAUGAGGAACUUGAUAGGGUUAUGAUAGAGUGGUUUAACCAACAGCAAAUGGAUGGGGUUCCCGUGUCUGGAACGAUUUGUGCAAAACAAGCCAGGUUCUUUUUCGAUGCUUUGGGGAUGGAAGGUGAUUUUAAUGCGUCGUCGGGCUGGCUCACUCGAUUUAAGCAGCGCCAUGGCAUUCCCAAGGCUGCUGGGAAAGGAACAAAGUUAAAAGGGGAUGAAACCGCUGCCAGGGAAUUUUGUAGCAACUUUCAGGAAUUUGUGGAGAGAGAGAAUCUGCUACCAGAACAAAUCUAUGGUGCUGAUCAAACUGGGUUGUUCUGGAAAUGUCUCCCCACGAGGACACUUGGUUUUGACAUGGAGCAAAGUACUUCUGAGUGUAGGUCAAGCAGAGAGAGAAUCAUUAUUAUGUGUUGUGCAAAUGCUACGGGUCUGCACAAGCUUAAUCUUUGUGUGGUGGGGAAAGCGAAAAGACCCCGGGCAUUCAAAGGAACAGACCUCGCAAACCUUCCUGUCACUUAUUUCAGUCAAAAAGGUGCGUGGAUCCAGCAGUCUGUGUUCAGACAGUGGUUUGACAAAUGCUUUGUGCCCCAAGUACAGAAGCAUUUGAAAUCUAUGGGGCUUCUAGAAAAAGCAGUGCUUCUUUUAGAUUUCCCCCCAGCCCAUCCAAAUGAAGAACUGUUGAGUUCAGAUGAUGGUAGGAUAAUUGUGAAGUAUUUGCCACCAAAUGUCACAAGUCUCCUUCAGCCUAUGAGCCAGGGAGUUUUAGCUACCAUCAAAAGAUACUACCGAGCAGGACUUCUCCAAAAAUACUUGGAGGAAGGAAUUGAUCCAAACGUGUUUUGGAAGAAUUUGACUGUGUUAGAUGCCAUUUAUGAAGUUUCAAGAGCUUGGAACAUGAUAAAAGCAAGCACUAUAACCAAAGCGUGGAAAAAACUUUUCCCUGGUAAUGAAGAACACUCAGGCAUGAACAUUGAGGAAGGGGCCAUUUUAGCAGCUAACUUAGCAACAGUUUUACAGAAUACAGAAGACUGUGAACAUGUGGAUAUUGAGAAUAUCAGUCAGUGGUUUGACUCUCAGAGUAAUGAUUUGAGCUGUCAGGUCCUUACGCACAGUGACGUUCCUCAGGGCCAAGCCAAGACUACUGAGCAAAAGCUUUCUCAUAAGGCUCGAAGAGCAGACCUGAAUCCCGAGAAACUCAUUAGCCAUAAAGCUGCACUUGAGUGGACUGAGAACUUGCUGAAUUACCUAGAACAACAAGAUGACAUGCUGCUUUCGGAUAAAUUGGUAUUACGGAGGCUGCGGACCAUAAUAAGAAGAAAACAGAAGAUCCAAAAUAAAUGUCAUUUGUAGUGCUCUUCAGUGUUUCAGUUGCAUUUCCAUCUUUGGGACUGUUUAUCUGAGGUAGAACUUACCUUGGUUGAAAUGCUGUGGAUUCCAAAGUCAAAUGCAUCUUAUCAAUGAUUUGAAGGUUAGAUGCCAUUUUAGAUUUCUUAAAUUACAACUCUUUAAUGUGGACUCUAGGAAUUGAGUGUUGACAUGUACCUUGUCUGUCUGCUGGUUUUCAUCUGUACUAAUUAGAUCCGAAGGUAGUCGAGGUCAGGGAACCUGUGUCUGUUUUGUGCCUGAAUUUCAGUGAGUCUUAUAAAGGGCCAUGCACACUAGAGGCACUUAAUAAAUCUUAUUUAAAU